UAUAGCGCUCCAUUGACUGGACAAGAGUUGCAGGACUCAGCCGUUGCUAUGGACUAGGUUGCAAACCGCACCCCUCAACUUUAUAAAUAUCACCACACAAGGGAGUGUUUCUGUUUCGGCCAGGGAUUCGAACUUUUGACAUUUGCUUUAGGGCCAGGCAGCACCCACUCUAACAACAGAAAUAAACCACAUACAAGUAUAAAUCAGUGACUGUAAAACAAGCGUUGGCAACCGAAGGAGGUAGCGUGCCGUUGAUGUGUUCCUUUUUGACAGCGGUACUGUAUCAAAUGAGAGCUGCCGCCAUCUCUGCGCUGCUCUGACGGAAAGUUUAAAACAGGAGGACAGAACACAUCUUUCUGCUGGUGUACGUACAUAAAUGGACGUGCUCAUUGGAUGAGCAUGAAGUCGACUCAGAGCAUAAUCAGCAGUGAUAAGUUGCUGUACAAAACUUUACUUGAAGAACUUCACUUCCGUCGGUAAGAUUAACCGAUACAGGCGUGGAUGAGUGAAAGCCUAUUCUCUCUGGGACUAUAAUUUGGUGAGUAAUUGCGGCCAUCGUGUCAUCAUUCCCGAAAGGAAGCAAUAAAGUUUGGAGAGGUAUCAUAGCGGUGCAGUAACCCUGCAAACGUUCAAACAUUUAGCUUAUCAGCUUCUGCAGAUUAUGGUUGGCAAGUACGCAUUUGGAGCUGUUAUAGUAGUAGACACACCAAAACUAGCUGAUAACCGAAACGCUGACGUACUUUUUAUCAACUCGAAAUCACUUUGGCAAACCUUCUGGUAUCAUUCAUAACUUUCGAGUGCAAAGGUGAGACAACUCUUGGUUCUUUGCAGCAUUCUCAUCAACGACUGACUACUAACUGUGCGAGAGGUGUUUAGAAUGUUUUUGCGUAGUGACCACCAGAACCAAAACUGAAGACGAUCAAGCCAAAACACUGUGAGUUAUCAUCUGAGGACGAUCGUCAUUCAUAAAGUUGAACCGCUUGAACCUUUUGGUACACCGUCAGUACGUCAGUGCGGUAGUACCACAUUGUUCAACUGAUAUCAAGGCCUGUUGCAUCCUUCAUGCGAUUUAAUGGUAGGUCCACCUUUUUUUUGACGACACUGUUUUUACGUACUUGAUUCCUGAUUAUGUCUAGUUCCCUUUCUGAAAAGGAAGUUCUUCUUUCGGAUCAACUGAAUCUUCAAACUGUAUCGAAAGAGGUCGACACCUUCGAAAUGUGUCGCAGGAAGGUGAACACCCAAACGCUUUUACUUGUCGGCCUGCUGGCGUCGAUGGCGCUCUUUAUCUAUCUCCUCUCAACUGGCGGGAUUUAUUACUACGACGCUGAUUUCAACCUGCAUAUUGGCAUGCAUUUGGACGCCAUGUUGGACCGGGAGGGGUCACGGGGUCAAAUCAGGGCGACGAAGAAACUAGUUCUGGAUGAGAAGGCGUACGAUAAAUACAAGGCUUUAAAUGGUUCUAUGUACCGGUACUCCACACCACGUGACUACAGCUGCUUUUUCAAGGACAAACUUCAGAGUCCGAAUAUGCCCGAUGUGCAUUCGGCUUUUGCCGAUCCGAUCGCCGGUCACGUGAUCUUCGUAGGGCUCAAGUUUUUAAAACAGAAGUGGCACAGGGAGGUAUUUGCGUGUGAGUUUCCGGACGGGGAUUCGACCAGGAGUAGCCCGGUCGUCGACGACAAGAGAAGUUUUGGCGUCAUGCCUCAGUACGUCGUGGUGAUCACGUGCCCCCUGCCCGAUCGCUACCGCUGGAGGGCAUACUUCAACAUGACACUGCGCAGCCUCUCCAGUGAUGCCGCGUAUUCAAACAUCACCAUCUGUACAUCCGGGGUCUCUCCGGACACGCAGUACCAACUGGCCAUCUGUACAAUGGUCAAGUCUGCGGACAGCUUCAUCCCAGACUGGUUGGACUUCCAUAGAUACGUGGGUGUUGAACAUGUCUUCAUCUACGAUAAUGAGAAGGAGGAUGAAACCAAGUUACCAGCGACCGUGAAAGAGUACGUAGACGAGGGUUUCGUCACGAUCAUUCCCUGGGCACACAGCGUAUCGCAUUACAAAACUUACUUGGAAGUACAAAUAGCCCAUGAGAACGAUUGCAUCUGGAGACAUAAGCACGACGUUGAUUGGAUGAUCAAGAUUGACGUAGACGAGUACAUCCAACCAAUGGACGCGCGCCGACCGCGUAUCACGGACUACCUCCAAGACGCAGCACUACAAAACCUCGCGGCACUUCGGAUUCAAAACUGGUUCUUCGGCCAUCCUCAGCAUAUUACUCCGCGCGGUGACUCGGCCAUAGCCCGCAAUCUCUGGCGCUCGGAGAAACCCACCCUGCAGAACACUGGACACGACAAGAACAUCCUGCGGCCGAUCAAUGUGCAUUAUUUCAAAAUCCACAACGUGAAGCUUGGAGGCGACAUAAUAUCAGCCGAUCCGUACAGGGAACUGCGGAUGGUUCACUAUCGCGUGGACAACCCGAGAGCGUUGAGGUUUGAGCUGCCAGAUUUUAACGUCAGAGACAAAUCUAUGUUAAGACUGAGAGACCUUGUUAAAGCCAGUAAAGGUCAUCGUAAAAAUUAAUACCAAAAUUAUUGAUGUUAAAAAAUGUUUCGAAUAGCUGGUUGUUAUGUGUGGGUUUUUUUUUUCAGAGCAAAAAUAAUAUUUAACUAUACACGUAGCCUACACCAAUUAAAGUUUGUCAUAUUGACGUCACAGGAUGCAUAAUCAGGAUUUGCGCCGUAAAUCCUGCUUUGCACGCAGCACAAUUGGAAAUUAUAGUCGACAUACAUACUUGAUGAUAUUUUUAAACUAUUCAUUUCGCACUCGACGACAAUAAUCAGCAGCAGGUAGGGUGCCGUUCGAUUAGCUCUGACGUCAUUCUCGGGGCUCACCCGGGUCAGCCACCACAGACCCUGCUCGUGGAGCAGAGUCAGUGGUGGAAGUACGUCACGCAUGCGUUUUUCAUUCAAUAAAAACGGACACAUAAUUAUGUGGGCCGGACAGCGGAAAUCUCAAUUGGACUUAAAAGCUGACUUUAUUUGAAGUCUAAAGGUAAUCAUUUAUUGAGUUCAUUGCGACUUUUGAGACUACAAUUUCAGCCCAACUUUUUUGAGUUUUGCAAUAAUUGACUAAAAAGCAGAAAAUCUCAAACUAAGACCCAAUCCGAAACGGGCGUUUUUUCAGUGGCUACGGCCACGGCUAUGGGCGUCACGUAAGGAUCGUGAUGGCCCGCGGUUGAGCGUUUGAUUAGCCCGGUUGUCGUGGCUGACCCGUCUGCCCUACCAGUGUCGACCCGGGUGAGCUAAACGAAGUGACUCAAAGGUUGAGCAUGCAGUCAACUUGGUCUGUCAAAGAAAAACGAUUGGUGGCCCUCGGUAUUUUGAAAAACUAGAAUAAAGAAACUUACCUUUCAAUAUACCUGCUAACGUGUGCUCAAAUUUAUAAAUUUACGACAAAUUUAAUUUAUUUUGGUGUAGAAUUGUUGAUUUGAAGGAAUUGAUUAAGUUUUUUUUUCAAAUUGCGCACCGGUAGAAAAUUUUCAGUCAACAGUUUUCUUUUCAGAUCAUUUUCAGUAGUCACAGCAUGGACACAUUAACUUAGCUAUUAAUUAAUUCGGUCAUUAAUGUUAAUUACUUUUAUCCCGCACUCCAAUAUAGCGUGUAUUGUCACUUUGUGAUCUGAAUUUUCAUGUGAAUUAUUUAAUAAUAAUUAUUCGUUUACCAAUGGGCCCCUUUGUUGUGUACAUCAGAAAUGAACUUGACGUCCGUUUGCAUUUUGAUCGAUUGAUUAAAUUUGUGGUGUAUUUUUGCUAUUAUUUUGUGAUAUCCAUAAUUAAACAUUAUGUUGUAAACUUAGGUUAUCGCGAAAAAAAGUUUUAUGAGGAGAACUUUAAUUUGGAGUGCCAGUUCAGCUCAUUCUGAUAUUAACCCAAAACAUGUGCCAGGGGAAACCUUUUGAAAAAAGCAAUAUUAUUAUCUGAACUUUAGGAAACAUUGAUAAUAAACCAUUC
Messenger RNA from Patiria miniata (bat star), 4006 nucleotides. RefSeq lists its product as uncharacterized. The record is from RefSeq and is a predicted model, not a curated record. The transcript has a single exon. The coding region runs from base 1129 to 2577 and encodes 482 amino acids. NCBI's taxonomy places the organism in Eukaryota, Metazoa, Echinodermata, Asteroidea, Valvatida, Asterinidae.